Penicillium atrosanguineum is the source of this 564-nucleotide messenger RNA. RefSeq lists its product as uncharacterized. The record is from RefSeq and is a predicted model, not a curated record. The transcript has a single exon. Lineage: Eukaryota; Fungi; Ascomycota; Eurotiomycetes; Eurotiales; Aspergillaceae. Bases 1 to 564 code for a protein of 187 amino acids.
AUGCCACCAAUGAUCAAAUUCUGGCUUAGUACCCUCAAGGAGGGCAAAUCAAUAGAUUCAACAGCUUUCCAGAGUAUGAUAUCGGAUAUUCUCGAGUUCUGUGCCACCUAUACCAAAUCCGACUCCGAAGCGCACGCCUUCUACCACGAUACGAAAGACCCGACUCGGGUAUUGAUGAUCACCGGCUAUCCAUCACAAGAGCUCAAUGCAGAAGCUGACAAGAUCUACGCGGAGAGGUUUCUUCCGAGAAUGUUUGAUCAAGUUCAACAUACCUGGCUUAAACAGCUUGAUAUGAGCAUCGCAGAAAUACAUUUGGAGGAUAACUUGAUUGUUGCUUAUGGCAAAGAGCCAUCGGCGUGGGUGGAUAGAGGUACCGGAGGCUGGGACGUGUGGCCUUCAACGCCCCAAGGCAAGCAAGCUGCUGCCAAAAUACAAGGUUCCGUCAGGCCAGAGAUGGAGAAUCAAAUGUGGCUGCAGAUUGCUGCUUGGAAUGGUAAAAUCGAGGAUAGCAAGGUGCCAAGGGACGGCGAGAAGCUUCUCGUUAAAAAAAUUAUAAGUCGAUGA